AUGAGUGCUCCGCAGCCCAACGACGCCGAGAAGAACAUUGAGAUAUGGAAGGUCAAGAAGCUGAUCAAGCGCCUUGAAGCCGCGCGCGGCAACGGCACCAGCAUGAUCUCGCUCAUCAUCCCGCCCAAGGACCAGGUCUCGCGUAUCUCCAAGAUGUUGGCUGAAGAAUUUGGUACUGCCUCCAACAUCAAGUCGCGCGUCAACCGCCUGUCCGUCCUGUCCGCCAUUACCUCGACCCAGCAGCGCUUGAAGCUCUACUCCAAGGUUCCGCCCAAUGGCUUGGUCGUCUACUGCGGUGAAAUCAUCACCCAGGAAGGCAAGGAGCGCAAGAUCAACAUCGACUUUGAGCCCUUCAAGCCCAUCAACACGUCGCUGUACCUUUGCGACAACAAGUUCCACACCGAGGCGCUGAGCGAGCUGCUCGAGUCGGACCAGAAGUUCGGCUUCAUCAUCAUGGACGGAAACGGCGCGCUCUUCGGCACCCUGUCCGGCAACACCCGCGAGGUUGUCCAGAAGUUCUCCGUCGACUUGCCUAAGAAGCACGGCCGUGGUGGUCAAUCCGCUCUGCGUUUCGCCCGUCUGCGUGAGGAGAAGCGUCACAACUACGUCCGCAAGGUCGCCGAGUUGGCCGUGCAGAACUUCAUCACCGCCGACAAGGUCAACGUUGCCGGUCUCAUUCUGGCCGGUUCCGCCGACUUCAAGAACGACCUGAACCAGUCGGACCUGUUCGAUCAGCGUCUGCAGGCCAAGGUCAUCAAGGUCGUCGAUGUUUCCUACGGUGGUGAGAACGGCUUCAACCAGGCCAUCGAACUGGCCUCGGAGACGCUCAGCAACGUCAAGUUCAUCCAGGAGAAGAAGCUCAUCAACAAGUACUUCGAGGAGAUUUCUCAGGACAGCGGCAAGGUCUGCUACGGUGUCGACGACACCCUCAAGGCCCUGGAGCUCGGUGCGGCCGAGAUCCUGAUUGUCUACGAGAAUCUGGAGAUUACCCGCUACGCCCUCAAGUCCUCGGCGGGCUCCGAGGUCGUCCUCCACCUUAACAAGCUGCAGGAGGAUGACCGUACCCAGUUCAUGGACAAGGAGACUGGUCAAGAGAUGGAAAUCAUCGACCAGAUGCCUUUCCUCGAGUGGCUCGCCGAGAGGUACCGCGACUUUGGUGCCACUCUCGAGUUCGUUUCGGACCGUUCCAGCGAGGGUAACCAGUUCGUCAAGGGCUUUGGUGGUAUAGGUGCCAUUCUCCGCUACAAGGUCAACUUUGAACAGCUUGCCGAUUACAGUGACGAGGACGAAUUCUACGAUGGUAAGCUCUUCCGCGGAAAAGAAAAUUAG
Aplosporella prunicola CBS 121167 is the source of this 1329-nucleotide messenger RNA. RefSeq lists its product as uncharacterized. The transcript is spliced from 3 exons. Gene Ontology annotation, biological process: cytoplasmic translational termination. Gene Ontology annotation, cellular component: translation release factor complex; cytosol. Bases 1 to 1329 code for a protein of 442 amino acids. Lineage: Eukaryota; Fungi; Ascomycota; Dothideomycetes; Botryosphaeriales; Aplosporellaceae. The record is from RefSeq and is a predicted model, not a curated record. Gene Ontology annotation, molecular function: sequence-specific mRNA binding; translation release factor activity, codon specific.